CCUACGUACACCCCCUGACUGGUAUCGAUUCGGACUCCCUCAUCAAUUUGUCCCUAACAAUGAACUAAGAGUCCUCCUGGCUGUGUCAACUAUCGAGCAUGGCUCAAACACUCGCCGCAGCCGGACAAAACCUUGAGCGGCGCACAGUCGUGUCGGUCCUCCUAUUCCCCCAUCAACCAUACGCCACCAAGCCCUAUAGAGUCCUUCUAUUCCGCCGUUCUGACAAGGUCAGCACGUAUCGGAGGAAGCUUGCGCCCAUUGCCGGGUCGGUCGAGACAUAUGACAAGUCCCCUCUCCAUGCCGCCUGGCGCGAACUGAAAGAAGAGACUUCCUUCGGCCCCCAGCAGAUUGAGCUAUGGAGACGAGGUGCCGGGUUCGAGUUCACGGAUCAGAAAGUCGUGGUGGUCGGCGAAGGUGAGCGCCAGGUCAAGGGGCGCAUCUGGAAGGUCUGGCCGUUUGCGUUCCGCCUGACCAAGGAGACCGCCGACUACGACAACGACGUCGAGAAGCUGGGCCUCCACAUGAACUUUGAGCACCUAGGCUGCCAGUGGCAGCGUGUCGACGACGUCCUCAGUGGCAAGAUCUUGGAUGAUUGCGUGCCCAGACUGGAGGUGACGCUCGGGCAGGUCUGGGUCGACCCCGACAGCAUCUUAUUCCAAGGACUCGAAGAACUCCGACUGGACCAUUCACACGGUGCGAGGGAAUUGGCCACUAUGGCGGUAAAGUCAUUGAUCAAGAUCGUCGAACAUGACCAGCAGACGCAGCGAUCCCGAGACGCCAAUGAGUGGUGGAAGGGAUUUCAACGCCAGGCAUUCCAUCUCGCCUUCAACGGACGACCAAGCAUGGCGGCGGCGAUAUCCAAUGCCGUUGCUAUGGCCCUGAAAGAAGCAAAGGCUCACAUCGACCCUCCACUACCAGACUUCCUCGACAGAGUCAGACAAAGCCUUGAGGCCUCUGUCGCUAAACGAGGCGACAUAUCCAAACAAGUGAGUCACCAGUUCUCGAAAUUCCUACAGGAGAAAUUCGGCUCCAGUGCUCAGGCCCACGCAGGUGAGAAGGGGCGGGUCAAAAUUCUGACCCUGAGUUUGUCUUCGACUAUCAAAGCUGCGGUCCUACAUGCCCUCGAUGCCGACGAGUCGUUGUCGAUGGAACUGCACAUCCUCGAAUCCCGCCCCUUGAAUGAAGGCGCGAAUUUUGCCAAGGUAUUGACGGAAGAAGCCCAGAGACGCCGUGAUGCUGGCACCACAGGUUCCCCCAUUGACGAUCGUCUGCGGAUAAUUCUCGCGAGCGAUGCCUCUGUCGGCGUACUAAGCAAGGACAUCGAUCUCGUCGUUAUCGGUGCCGAUCGCAUUUCAGAAGCGGGUGACGUGAGCAACAAGACGGGCUCUCUGGCAGCCGCCCUGGUCAGCAAAGCAGUCACGAGUGGCAAGGCUGCAGUGGUAUGCAUCAGCGAAAGUGAGAAGAUUGCCACUCCCGGAGCGGCGGAGGAUCAUCCGGAAGAGGACAACGACACGACCGAGCUCACCAGCAGCUGGGAGAUGUUACGGCAGCAGUCCUCCUCCCCUCUAUGGGAUAAAAUGGUGACUGUGCGCAACGUCUACUUCGAAUGGGUGCCCGCGCAACAAAUCGACUACUACGUCUGUGAGGAUGGCACGCUGUCGACCCAGGAUAUCCGUCAGAGAUCGCGGCGGAUAUAUGACAUGAUGAACGAGGUUUUUACCGUCGAACAGGGACUGAAUAUCUUUGAAUCGUCUGGCCGUUGAGCGGCAGGGCGGGCACGUUGAACGCUUUCUUGAACUGACGGGGAAUCUACACUACCUUUCUCCUCUUACAAAUAUAGACAGGACCAUAAAAUUUUCAGCUAGGAAACUCCGGAUACAGGCUAGACUGUAGUGUUUCUAUACUCUGGCUGCAAUACUAGCGAUGAAUCUCUCUUGUAGCGCAGGUUUGUAUACCUAUCUACCAGGCUGGAGCGAAUGCCUUUAAUGCUCUGCUUUG
Cladophialophora immunda is the source of this 1998-nucleotide messenger RNA. RefSeq lists its product as uncharacterized. NCBI's taxonomy places the organism in Eukaryota, Fungi, Ascomycota, Eurotiomycetes, Chaetothyriales, Herpotrichiellaceae. The record is from RefSeq and is a predicted model, not a curated record. The transcript has a single exon. Bases 99 to 1763 code for a protein of 554 amino acids. Gene Ontology annotation, molecular function: S-methyl-5-thioribose-1-phosphate isomerase activity.